AUGUCGAAUAUCCGUUCACUGCAGGAGAUGGCUGAGGACGAGAUCCUGGAGUCACCGCGAUCCACCAUCGAUCUCAUAUUCCAAGUUUUCGAAGAACUGCGAACGAAUCGACCGAAACCAUUAGAAAACCACUGUCCCGCGAGUUGGCCAUCGUGCAGAGGAGUUAGUUUGUCGUCUAACAUGGAAGCGCAAAGAACGUCUGCAGGCGAUGCAUCCACGAUCGACCAGCUUGUUGGCCACCGACGUUAUGCUCCAAGUUUUUGA
Messenger RNA from Macrosiphum euphorbiae (potato aphid), 264 nucleotides. NCBI's taxonomy places the organism in Eukaryota, Metazoa, Arthropoda, Insecta, Hemiptera, Aphididae. The record is from the annotation of a GenBank genome assembly.